AUGAAAAAUCUUGGUUCCAUCUACAGACUGUUACUGACCUUUUCAUGUGAGAAAGCAUUUUGCGCUUGCAUUGUUUCUAGGUUGGUUGAUAAAAUUAAUAAUUCUAUUGGUCAAGACCCUGAAUCAAAAUCCUUAACUAGUGUGCUGGAUAUUUAUGGCUUUGAGAGUUUCAAGCUAACAGAAGGCUUUUUUGAGCAAUUUUGUAUUAAUUUGACCAAUGAAAAGCUUCAGCAACAUUUUAAUCAGAAACCUGGUGGCAUUAUCGCUCUUCCGGAUGAAGCUUGUAUGUUUCCUAGAUCUACACAUGAAACUUUUGCCCAAAAGCUUUACCAGACCUUCAAAAACCAUAAAAGGUUUAGCAAGCCUAAAUUAUCACGUAGUGACUUUACAAUUUGCCAUUAUGCUGGAGAUGUCACUUAUCAAACUGAAUUUUUCCUCGACAAGAACAAAGAUUAUGUUGUUGCAGAGCACCAGGCACUUCUUUAUGCUUCAAAAUGCCCCAUUGUAUCAGGUUUAUUUCCUCCUUCUCCCGAGGAAUCUUCAAAACAAUCAAAGUUCUCUUCCAUUGGCUCACGAUUUAAG
Messenger RNA from Sphenostylis stenocarpa, 582 nucleotides. Lineage: Eukaryota; Viridiplantae; Streptophyta; Magnoliopsida; Fabales; Fabaceae. The record is from the annotation of a GenBank genome assembly.